Odobenus rosmarus divergens (Pacific walrus) is the source of this 1327-nucleotide messenger RNA. RefSeq names its product UDP-GlcNAc:betaGal beta-1,3-N-acetylglucosaminyltransferase-like 1 (gene B3GNTL1). The transcript has 13 exons. Bases 1 to 1077 code for a protein of 358 amino acids. Lineage: Eukaryota; Metazoa; Chordata; Mammalia; Carnivora; Odobenidae. The record is from RefSeq and is a predicted model, not a curated record.
AUGCGGGCCCGGGGGGACUCCGCCGCCGCAGCCGCCGCCGUGCCCCACGUGUCUAUCAUCCUCCCAGUCCACAACGCCGAACCGUGGUUGAAUGAGUGCUUGGAGUCUGUUUUGCAACAGGACUUCGAAGGCUCCAUGGAGCUCUCGGUUUUUAAUGAUGCCAGUAAGGAUAAGUCUAUGACUAUCAUUGAGAAAUGGAAGGUGAAGCUGGAAGGUUCUGGUAUCCCCGUGGUCAUUGGCGGGCACGUUUCUCCUUCACCCCGAGGAGUUGGAUAUUCUAAAAAUCAAGCAAUAGCACAAAGCUCAGGAUCUUACCUUUGCUUUUUGGAUUCGGAUGACGUGAUGAUGCCUCAGAGGGUGAGGCUACAACUGGAAGCUGCUGCCCAGCACCCGACAAGUAUUAUAGGUUGCCAAGUAAGGAGAGAGCCCCCCAACUCCACUGAGCGAUACACACGGUGGAUCAACCAGCUAUCAUCGGACCAGCUUCUUACUCAGGUUUUUACCUCCAAUGGCCCAACUGUGAUCAUGCCCACCUGGUUCUGCUCUCGAGCAUGGUUUUCCCAUGUGGGCCCAUUUGACGAGGGCGGACAGGGUGUGCCCGAGGACCUGCUGUUCUUCUACAACCACCUCAGAAAGGGCGGUGGGGUCGUCCGCGUGGACCAGAGCCUCCUCCUGUACCGCUACCACCCAGACGCUGCCACGCACUCUGUCCUCGAGACCACCAUCUGGACCCACCGUGUCCGCUUCCUGGAAGAACGGGUCCUGCCGCACUGGGCAGCUUUCACCAUCUGGAACGCGGGCAGGCAGGGCCGCCGGCUUUACCGCAGCCUGACAGCUGGGACACGACGCAAGGUGGUUGCCUUCUGUGACGUGGACGAGAACAAGAUCAGGAAAGGCUUCUAUUGCCACGAGGACUCUCAGGAAAGGCCUAAGCCUCGGGUUCCAAUCCUGCACUUCCAAGCUGCCCGGCCACCCUUCAUCAUCUGUGUGAAGCUGGACCUCACCGGUGGUGCAUUUGAAGACAACCUGAGGUCACUGCACCUGCAGGAAGGCCGGGACUUCCUUCACUUCAGCUGACUGGCCCAGGGCAGCUGCCCCCAGGGGGUCUGAGAGGAGGUGUAGCCCACGGAAGGUAAACGCUCCCACAAGUCAGCAGUUUAGCCCAGGCAAGAAAACCACUCCCUGUGAAGGAAGCAGCAACCAGGGUCUGCCAGGACCCAUCGGCUCCCUCGGCCCCCACUGCCACACACACCCGCGGGGGCAGCUCAUUCCCCAGCCCAGACACCGUCCGUCCUCGGUUCAUGGCUCCGACCACAGCACAGCCACC